Pantherophis guttatus is the source of this 1105-nucleotide messenger RNA. The record is from RefSeq and is a predicted model, not a curated record. NCBI's taxonomy places the organism in Eukaryota, Metazoa, Chordata, Lepidosauria, Squamata, Colubridae.
UUUAAUGUUCUUUUGGGCCAAAUCCCCGCUCUUUUUUCCCGCAGGACACUCGGAGAACUUAACCGACGCCUUCGAGGGCUCCGCGUGGGAUGUGGGCAGCAUCGCACUGGCUCUCUACUCCGCCCUCUUCUCCUACUCUGGAUGGGACACCCUAAAUUUUGUCACGGAAGAAAUCAAGAACCCCGAAAGGAACCUUCCCCUCUCCAUUGGGAUAUCCAUGCCGAUCGUCACGGUGAUCUACAUCAUGACCAACGUGGCCUACUACACGGUCCUGAGCCAGAUGGAGAUCCUGUCGAGCGAUGCCGUGGCUGUGACUUUUGGCGAUCAAGUUUUUGGAGUGAUGAGUUGGACCAUCCCCCUUGCUGUGGCCCUGUCCUGCUUUGGAGGCCUUAAUGCUUCCAUUCUCGCUGCUUCCAGAUUGUUUUUCGUUGGCUCCCGGGAAGGACACCUGCCCGAUGCCAUCUGCAUGAUCCACGUGGAACGGUUCACCCCUGUGCCAGCCCUGCUUUUUAAUGGAGCCAUGGCUCUAAUUUAUCUUUGCGUGGAAGACAUCUUUCAACUCAUCAACUACUACAGCUUCAGCUACUGGUUCUUUGUGGGCCUGUCCAUCGCAGGACAACUGUAUCUUCGCUGGAAGGAACCAUCUAGGGAACGUCCACUCAAGUUGACCAUCGUUUUCCCCAUCAUCUUCUGCCUCUGCACCAUCUUCCUGGUGGCUGUACCGCUCUACACCGACCCCAUCAAUUCGGCCAUCGGCAUUGCCAUCGCGGCAUCUGGACUUCCGGUUUACUUCCUGGUGGUACGAGUCCCAGACCAGAAGAGACCAAACUGCUUACGACGAGUGACGGCCCGUGUGACCCGGAUUAUCCAGUUAGUGUCUCUGUCUGUCCUGACGGAGAUGGAUCCUGAAAUCAAAUCUCAGUGAUGCAAGAGGUGACCAUCCGAAAGAGAGGCCGGCUUCUCCCGUCAAUCCCUUCCCGUGGACUCUUUCUAAUUUAUUAUUUGAGACUUUGUUGAGAGUACUAUACUUACGACAGGGAUAUAUAUAUAUAUAUAUAUAUAUGCUCAGCGCUCCACAUUAAAUUUCUUUUAAUUAUUUAAAAAA